Molecule: messenger RNA, 4620 nt
Organism: Trichoplusia ni (cabbage looper)
Lineage: Eukaryota; Metazoa; Arthropoda; Insecta; Lepidoptera; Noctuidae
Product: protein FAM13A
Exons: 10
Coding region: 156-1820 (554 amino acids)
Source: RefSeq, a predicted model, not a curated record
AGCGGGCCCCAGUGCGACCCUGGCCAGCCGCACCCGAGAAAAUAUAUCCAGGAUAUUGGAUUCCAUAGUUGGUGCUGCUCGAUAUUGCAUUAAUCGUCCCAUUAACGGCCGAAAACUUUUGGAAAUUGGGUGAUUUAUUUUCCGAGUUAGCGAAAAUGGUACAAUUGGAAAUUUUACAGGGCUACGGACAGGAAAGUGAGCGCUCGAGCGAGCAUCGGGUAGUAAUAUCUGGGCUCGGGUGGCGUGCGCAGUGCUCCGAGCGGGAGCGCGGAAAGGAGCCAGAAGAUAUGGCGGCGCCCGAGUGCGAGCGAGAGGCGAGGAAGAGGCGCGAGCGCCGCGACUCGGGCAGCGCGCACGAGCGCAAGGAGCGGCGCCCGCACAGCGAGGAGCGCCCGCCCCCGCCCCCGCCGCCACCGCCGCUACACGACCAUAACCGACUUGAGUCGGAACGUCGUGCUGAGCGCCUGUCCCGUGCCCGGCGCCCUCAGUUCGGCGGCAAGCGUCGCCGUCCCCCACCCCGGGCACCGAAGCACCCAAAGGAGAACGAGUGCUUCACAACAUCCGAAGAUAUCAGAUGCAGCACCCCGCCACAUUUCGACUAUGUCGUCGUACAAAAACCACAUUUAUGCGAGGAACCGGAGACGUUGGACGCGGGCGCCCUGCACCGCGUGGCGGCCCGCGUGGGCAGCGCCAGCGACGAGGCGGCCGCCAUCUGCGCCGAGGCGGAGCGCGCGCGGUGCGACGAGCGCAGUGCUGCCCCGCUCAACGUCGCCCGGAGGGACCAGCCAGUGCCCGACCGAAGGCUUGAGAAGAUCAAUAAGAAGAUCAACGUACUCAAAAAGAGUAUCACAAAAUACGAAAACGACUUCGAAGCCAAGAAUGGUCAUCCACUAACGCAAAGCGACAGAAUAACUGACGUAGCACUGACUCGCAUGAAUGACACGUUACGACGACUUCAAGCAGAGAAACGCCUCAUCAAAGCCGACCCUCUAGAAUACGCCCUCAAAGUACAAGCAGCCAAGCAACAGAAAGAAAGAGAUGAUAAACUUGAAGCAGCGCUGAAGAGCGAGAAACCUAUGACUGAAAUUGUUAAGGAUAUUGAAGAAUGGCUCGAAGGCUGUCGCGCGGUGGGUGGGCGCGCGGCGGUAGCGGCCAGCGGCUGGACGGCGGCGCAGCUCGCGGCCGAGAAGCUGUGCGUGCAGCGCGUGCUGCUGCGGCUGGAGGCGGCGCGCGGCCGACCGCCCGUCAACUCCGCCGACAGGGGCGCCGCCAGGCACCUCUACGAGACUUACAGAGCUGUCAAGCGAGUGCUGGCGACCGCCAGACCUGAUGCUGUCAUCGGAAACACAAAUGGUGAGCUAGCAACGAUACACGAACACGAGACGAUGCUGUUCAACACGAGCAUCGACAGCUCGAGCGACUCUCAGGAGAAACCCUCUGACUCCUCACAGGAUUCAAAGGACACUCCUCUCCAAUCCCCUCCGACCUGCGAGGGUGCUGUUGUGGUAGAGGAGGUGCCUUCCUCAUCAUCAGCCCAGUCCGGCGCCAGCGACGAGGCCACGCCUUCCAACGAGGGCCUCCACUUCCUCAGCCUUGAAGAACUGAACAAAGCGCUUGUUGAAGCUAAGCUGCAGAAAUCCGUCUUGCGGCGCACAAUCAAAGAGUACGAGGUUAGCUUCGAGCGUCAGAACAGCAGGAAAGUACAGAGGGAUGACAAAAUCAGUCACGAGGACGAAUACCUCAGAUACAAAGCGGUCAAGGCUCGCACCAAACUCAUCAACGCUCUGAUCAAUAAACAGAAAUCCAUGAACAAUAAUUAAAUCACCCACCAAAUAUACAAUAGAUUUUCUUAUAGCCAUAAAUGUUGUAAACUUAGGGCUGUGUCAGGAUGUUUGGUGUUUUUUUAAUAGUUCAUAUUCUGUACAGCCUUUAAAGACUAUUUAAGACUCGAAUAUUAUAAUUUUAGAUAUCCCACAUAGAAGUGUACGUUUUUAUAAACGGAUAUAACAGGCUUAACAACCUCCUUCCUUCUCGAUACUAACUCUAUUAUUAGCUGGCAACCCUAUUAGGGCUGUGACAGACUGUUUAUGUUCUUCAUUUUCAUUAUAUUCACGCUUUUUUUCUGUUAUACUCAAGUUAUGUUUAAAUGUUAGUUUUUAUGGUCUAGGAGGUCAUUAUAUUCUUCUAUUAGUUGACUAUGAUCAGAAAUGACGUCAUAAAAUCUAGUGCUUCCGAAAUUCUUAAUAUUAUUCAUAUGUAAAAUGAAUUGAAAUAUUUCUGUGAAAUUGCCCCAAUGUCUUUACAAGAUUGGAAGGGUCGUUUGUAUAUUUUACAUUAUAUCCGUAUUUCUUCUCAUUUCGAAUUGUAUAGUGCCAAAUAUUGUCAUUCUAUACAAUUGUAUAUUGUACAUAAAUUCAGCUUGGCGAGUUGUAAUAAGUUAAACCCUAAUUAAAUUACUGGCAACUAAUUAACAACCUGUUGUAAAUAUUUCGCUAUGAUUGGUAUUUUGUGACACAAUAGUAUUAAAUUACGAAAAAAAUAUAAUUAAACUGAGUAGAACCACACUACAGUUAAUUCUUAAUCUCAUAUAUGACAUAAUAAUAAGCUUGGGUUUCUGUAUUCAAGAACACUUAAAAACACUGGCUGACACAUUCGUCAUUGCUACCUUAAAAAAAUAAGAUUAUUAAAAAAAAAAACAUCUGUUUCAUCGACAACUCACUGCCUGAGAUUUGACUUUUGACUCGGAAACAAAACAAUGUAAACAAAACUGAUUUUCAAUCAUAACGGUACAAUCGGGUUCUAAAGCAAGUACAAGCAGUAUAAUAAUUAAGUAUUUGUAAUAUAAAUACAUGUAUACAUAACGCAAUUUGAUGUUGACUGUACUAUAUUAAGCGAAUAUACUUAAAUCUAUGUCAGCCUAGUACAAUCAGUUGAUGUUCGUAGCUACAUUGUUAAAUAAAUAUUAAUAUUAUAACACUUUUGCAACUGAUUGUACUUUUUCAAGGGAGUAGAGAUGGGAAUUGCUCGCUAUUUUCUAUCGAGAAAGAUUUUCGUGAAUAAUGAAUUUUGCGGAAUUUGUAACUUAAAUAUCGAAGGGUAAUUCGAGGUAUGGCUAUUGUAAAUAAUACUUAAGGACUUAGAUAAAUGUUAGGGGAUUAUUAUUCGAUCAUAUACGCCCUUAUAACUCUAUUAAUGUUAAACCUACUUAUCUAUAGUUAUAUAACUGUAUAUGUUUAUAACUACGCGACCUGAGGAAAGUAGAUUAAAAAUCUCGUUGUGGGUGACAUUUUUGGAACUUGAUUGGGAAGUGAAGUAAAUGAGCUAUCGAGAUUAUUUUACCGUCUCCUUGCGGUAAACUUAUUACGUAUUGUUUGUAGUAUUAUUUUCUUUUGUAUGUCCUAUUUAUUUUAUGUAAUAUAUUCGAUCUCAGUGUGUUAGCAACGUACAGGACCUUAGAUUGGGACUGGAUUUACGUUCUCUUAAAGAGGAUUAUAGCAGAUAAUCGUAUUUAGUGAUAAAGUACUUACCUGUGAUUUUAUUGUAACAAAAGAAUAAUCUUGUCUGACAAGAACUUGAAUGUUUUAAUGAUCGUUGUCGUAGAUGUUAGUUGACGAUUUUAUGUUGAACUAAAUUGUUUUCUUUUUGUGUUUUUGUAUUAUUAUUAUUCAUGUGUUGAUUCGAACAAUAUUUUUGAAAUGUAUGAGACUUGAAUAAUGAUUUAUGCUAAACAUAAUGUCUAUAUAACGUUGUAUAUUACGAGAUAAUUAUGAUGUUUAGAUACGAGUUGAAGUAUCAAAGCAUAGUAUCGAAAGACCAUAGGUACAUGUACCACGAAUUCUUAAACUAACGAAAAUCUAGCAAGCGAGGGACAGCACUAUACUAUCCGUAUUGGCGUCUCACUUUCACAACACCCUGAUGUAAGAGCUAGCAGUAUACCUUACCGUAAUUUUUGGUAUAUCUAGUCACGAAUUUAUUAACUAACUAAAACGGUAACCAGAAAACAUGUUCACAACGUUACGAUGCUUUGAUCUUCUCCUCGCCCUCGCUUGUCAAAAGACAAGCAAUUUUAAUACCUAAUUAUUGCUUUGCAAUAUAUAUUAUAAUAAGAUGUUCAGCGUAUACAAUUGUAUGACAAAUCAAAAUGGAUAUCAUAUCAAUGUUGGAUUGACAGUAAGAGUUUGUACCAAUCUCGUUAAAAUUUAGUGUUUAUCAGUUAUUCUUCUAACUUUACUUGUCAAGAUAUGUAUGCACUAAUACAGAGGAGGGGCUGCCGAUAGGCCUUAACAAAAUAUUAAUAAAGGUGUGGAAAAGAGACGGAGCUCUACGUCGUGUAUAGCUCUGUCCCGCUCCCACGCCUUUAAUAAUAUCACUUUAAGGUCUCAUGGUAGGUAUGUUUGUAAUAUUGAGCUGGAUGUACAGUUUGGUUUGAAUCUGUAAUGGAAAGCAUUGUAAUUAAUAAUAAUAAUACUAAUCAGUCAGUAGAGUUCCACCAAUUGCCACUAAUAUUCAUACUAUAAUGUUUAAAAUAAAAAUAGAGUCAAAUCUUGUUUUGUUUUAUUUAUAGAGUGGUGACGAAAUGUAUUUUGAGGAUUGCAGUGUCUUUAAUCAAGUGAGGUUCUA